GACCCCUAUCCUUAUUCAUUCAUUCAUUCACAGGCCCAGCAAUAUAACCUCAAACUUGUGAGUGAUAAAAAACUUUGCCAUUUACAGAGAGGUACCCUUGCCAUGGAGUACCAAAAGCACAACCCAUGUAGUGUUUUCUUUUCUUCAUGUCUUGUUAUCAUAAUGUUGAUCAACACUCCCAAAGCUGCUGAGGGUCGAGCAUUUUUCGUUUUUGGGGAUUCGCUCGUUGACAAUGGCAACAAUAACUACCUCAUUACCACUGCUCGAGCUGAUUCAUACCCUUAUGGUAUUGAUUAUCCAACUCACAGAGCCACCGGUCGUUUCUCCAAUGGCCUCAACAUUCCAGACCUUAUCAGUGAGCGAAUUGGGUCGGAGCCCACACUGCCCUACUUGAGUCCUCAGCUGGAUGGAGAAGCGCUUCUUGUUGGUGCCAAUUUUGCUUCUGCUGGGAUAGGAAUUCUCAAUGACACUGGAAUUCAGUUUAUAAACAUAAUUCGAAUCAGCAGGCAAUUGCAAUACUUUGAGCAGUAUCAGCAACGGGUGAGUGCGCUGAUCGGAGAAGAGGAGACAGGGCGGCUGGUGAACGAAGCCCUGUUUCUAAUAACUUUAGGAGGGAAUGAUUUUGUGAACAACUAUUUCUUGGUGCCAUUUUCUGCAAGAUCACGCCAGUUUGCACUCCCGGACUAUGUUGUCUACCUCAUUUCUGAGUAUCGAAAAAUUCUUGCGAGGCUUUAUGAAUUGGGAGCAAGGCGAGUUAUGGUAACUGGUACGGGACCUUUAGGAUGUGUGCCAGCAGAAUUAGCUCAGCGUAGCAGAAAUGGGGAAUGUUCACCGGAACUGCAACAAGCUUCUGAUUUGUUCAACCCUCAACUUCUCCAAUUGAUCAAUCAACUCAACUCUGAAAUUGGUUCUGAUGUCUUUGUUUCUGCAAAUGCCUUUACAAUGAAUAUGGAUUUUAUUAGUGACCCUGAAGCUUUUGGAUUUGCGACAUCAAAAGUUGCUUGCUGUGGACAAGGUCCAUACAAUGGGCUUGGACUCUGCACUCCAGUUUCUAACCUGUGUCCAAACAGGGACUUAUAUGCAUUUUGGGAUCCCUUCCAUCCAAGCGAAAGAGCAAACAGAUUGAUCGUGGAAAGAUUCAUGAUUGGUUCCUCCGAAUACAUGCAUCCAAUGAAUCUCAGUACCAUUAUGCAUUUGGAUUCAACUUCAAGGACCUAGCUAGCUACCUACCUUAUAGUAAUUAAUUAAUACCUCUUCUUCCUGUUGGUACUGUUGUUUUCUCCAGUGAUCGACAUGCUGUGUUGUAUUAUAUAAUUAUUGUUUAGGCUAGCUAUAUCCUUAAUAAGUGUGCAAAUUACUAUAAGAAAACAUUUUAUUUCAAACUGUGAGAAUUCAUGAUAUAUAAAAUGUAUCCCUCAGUGUUGCUUUGAGAAAAAAGACAGCUAGUCCAAGUGUAUCACUUU
This is a messenger RNA of Lotus japonicus, 1463 nucleotides long. Its product is annotated as GDSL esterase/lipase LTL1-like. The coding region runs from base 103 to 1218 and encodes 371 amino acids. The record is from RefSeq and is a predicted model, not a curated record. Lineage: Eukaryota; Viridiplantae; Streptophyta; Magnoliopsida; Fabales; Fabaceae. The transcript is spliced from 5 exons. Gene Ontology annotation, molecular function: hydrolase activity, acting on ester bonds.